Molecule: messenger RNA, 1551 nt
Organism: Talaromyces rugulosus
Lineage: Eukaryota; Fungi; Ascomycota; Eurotiomycetes; Eurotiales; Trichocomaceae
Exons: 5
Coding region: 1-1551 (516 amino acids)
Biological process (GO): positive regulation of transcription by RNA polymerase II
Cellular component (GO): nucleus
Molecular function (GO): DNA-binding transcription factor activity; transcription cis-regulatory region binding
Source: RefSeq, a predicted model, not a curated record
AUGCCACGGGUAAAUCCCGUUAACCAACAUGCAGAAAUUGAUUGUUUACCUGGGAUUUUAGAUGAUAUUUACGCUACCACCCCAAGACACAUUAAUGAAAGAAGUAGCACUCCGGAUCCUUUUGAACAUGUCUCUCAAAUGGAACUUUUCCUUCAUCCUCUUGAUCGGCUAGAUUGGCUAUCCGAUGCUACGGACAUCGGGAAUACUUGCACAUUGGACCAGCUGGAAAACCACUGUAACACGGUAGAUAUGCCGUCUACUAUCGAGAAUAUUGCUGUGAUAGGCAACUCUUCUAUUCCAAUAUGCCAAGACCAACAGCAACAUUUGAUGGUCCUAGGGGGCCCUAUUCGACAUGAAAGCUUGUUUGGAAAAUUCGAGGCCUUAUUUAAUAUGUAUGAUCAAAAUUUCUGUAUUGUUCCGCUGAGUGGAGAUAUACCGAGCAACCCCUUUCGAUGUCGUUUGGAGAUAUCCCAUGAACCCAAUGCUUUGAUGCAUGCGAUUUUAGCCGUAUCUUCAUACCAUGCUAGCAGGCAAGUUAGCAGUGACGACUAUUCACCAGUUAAUAUCGUCGACCAUCAGAACACUGCUAUUAAACUAUAUGAUGAAGAAAUCCUCAACUUUACGUUGUCGAAAGGGCCACAACUCCUCGACACAACAAUGUUAUUUUUCAUGUUCAAGGCAACGAAAUCUGCCUUUAGUAAUUGGGCAACAUCUAUUUCCAAUGCCUUGAGUCUUCUCAAAUUAUCAGGAGGGCCGGACUUUUGGGCAAACAACCGGAAAAUCCAAGCACAAGCUGUCCUGCUUUUGUGGUGGGACGCGACUAUAGCCUUGCUUUCAAGGCAACGAUGUCUGUUCCCAUAUUCCUAUUUUGAAGCUCUCUUGGCCCUGGAGGACGACAGGUACUGGAGCUUCUAUGACCUCAUCGGCUGCCCCAGAGAACUUGUUGUUCCUCUAAUGCAGCUAGCAAGCCUCGCCGAAGAAAAUGAAAAGGUUCUAUCAAUGCGCUGGGCCAAAUUUGACCUGACCAUUAUCGACGAGAUUCAGACCUCAAUCCUCAAUUGGAAGAAUUCGAGCCUCGAAAUCGACGACGGCUUAUCCGAGGAGCAAAUGCACCGACAGCGCGAUCGAUGGAAUUGCACCGAAGCGUGGAGAUAUGGCCUGUUAAUCUAUAUCACGCGAGUCUUUCUGUGGAACCGGAACACGAAGCCUUCUUCUUCUUCGAGACUUGCCAUUUACGGAAGAUUGAUUCUCGACCAUGUCAAUUCUUGCCGUCGGACUAGUAUAGUCCAAAAACAGGCCUUUUUCCCACUUUUUCUCGCUGGCUGUGAAAUGACGGAUCAGUUUUCGCGACAGAGUAUUCGAGAGUACUGUCAGUAUUGGGAUAGGUUCAGUGGGUAUAAUUUGUUUAGUACAGCGUCUUCAUUGCUUGAUGAGAUUUGGAUGGAGCAAGCUGGGCCUUGUGGUAAUUCGGUCUGGUGGGGGGAUGUCAUUGAUAGGAAACAACAAGCCCAUCAGUCGCAUGGAGCUCCUUUACAGUUUUGCUUUGGAUAG